GAAAUAAUCAUGUGAGUGGAGAUUAGGUGAUACUGAUUCAAAAAACAGAAUGUCAUUUUAUCAACAUCCACAAGCCAUUAGAGUGAAAUAAAUAAAACAGCUAAAAUGGCUUCCAAUUUUGAGACUUCAAUUCAUAGGGGAUCAGAUUUGUUCUUUGACUUUUCUUGUAACACUUGUAAGGGAAAUGAUAGAAACACAGAGGCUGAAUUUUACUGUAGGGACUGUUCCAAGGUUUACUGUGGCAAAUGUUCGGAAUACCAUAACUUUCUUUAUCAGAAGCAUGUUACUUUGGACAAGAAAAACAUCAGUAAGUGGCCAGUUUCAGAUGCAACAUUUGAUGUUCGAGAGCAAUGUCAGGUGCACAAGGACAGGAAAUUGGAAACAUUCUGUGAGGACCACAGUGAGCUGAUGUGCGCAGUCUGUCAUGUCUACAGUCAUAAAAAAUGCAGCCAUUUUGUUCUCCUGGCUGAUAAAGUGAAAGACCUGCACCAAAAAGGAGAGUUCAAGCAGCUGUCAGCGACUCUAGAUACUUUACAUGGACAGUUGAUUCUGAAGAAAGAUGACUCUGAGGAAAGUCUGAAGUCCCUGGAACAAGCCUACAAAACAAUUCUGGAAGAAAUCAUUGCUUUAGGCAAGGCAUUCGCUGAUUCUUUGGAUCAAUUGGAGAAGAAUACUAUCAAAGAGUUAGACACACUACUGGCUAAAUUGAGGACAUCUAUUCAAACUGAUAAUUCAAACUGCAAUGACUCUAUCAAAAAGAUGACAUCUUUUAAAGAAGAUUGGCUAAAUAUUAAAGGCAAAAGUGAAGCUGUCCAAAUGAUUAUGUACAGAAAAUGCUUGGAAAUGUCUGUCAAGACCAACGCAGUUUUACAAGAAAUUACAAAAGAGAAUGAUAUAACACUGAGCUUUACACCUGAUCCAAUCAUACUUCAAACCAUGGCCACUCUUUCCGGAUUGGGACAAAUACUUAUCAAAGAUAGCAGAGUAACAAAAGAGACAAAACCUGAAGCAUGUUGCUCAUUAUCCAGCAAAAGUAAUUCUGAAAUUCAAGCCAUUGAAACCAACAACCAAGACCUGGAUACCAGUCCAGUAUCAGGAACACCCAGACAAGCUAAAGUUGCGGACCAAACAAGUGCUCUUAACAAGCUAGACACAAUUUCCAAUCAAGUAUCAGUACCCCCUAAACAAGGUGACAUUACAAACCAAGCAACUGCUGUUAACAAGUCAGACUAUGUGUCCAAUCCAAUUUCCAAUUCACCUACACAGUCCGACAAUACAAGUGCUUUGAACAAGCUAGACAGGAUGCCUCAUACAGUGACAUCAAGUUCAUCAACCCAGUUGGUCCAAGGAUAUCAAUCAAGUGCAUUUGAGAAGGCUGAUCCAAACCAAGUCAUCAGAGUGAAGAGUAAUAAGACCUAUAAUGUGAAGAUAGAGAAGGAUUCUGCAUUAAGCUGUUCUAUAUCAGGUAUCUGUGAGACAGCUAAUGGAAAACUCCUCAUUACAGACUGGCGCAACUUAAAAGUUAAGCUGCUUGAUCAGACCUACAAAGUGGUGGCCCACUUUUACUUGCCUGAAAAACCAAUGUCCAUUUGCAGCAUCGACUCAAGACUGGUGGCUGUUUCUAUGGGUAUCAAAGAGAUCAUUUUCAUCAGAGUGACCAAGCUUAAGCUAGUAAAGGACACGACUAUGAAAUUAAAACAUUUAUGCUAUAGUAUUGCCCAUCACCAAGGCAAUCUGUUCAUUACAACAAACACAGCCCUUUUCCAAUACACUGUGGAUGGACGACUUGUGAGCAAGCUGUAUGAAGAUACAAGCUUUGAAAAGACAGGUAAUUCUUACUACAUUGUAUAUAUAUUCAUUCUGCAUGUCCAUACUGAGAAGACCAAUCUUUCUUAACAAUACAGUUAUACUUCAUGUCCAUACUACUAAGAAGAAUUAUUCUACUAUAAUUGAAAUUAAGAAGCAAUCAAUUUCCUAUUAUCUUAAAAGAAACAAAUGUGUAAAUAAUAACAUGAACAUAUGUAACAAAGUCUUAAUAUGUAGUUUUUGUGCAUUUCAAAAAAAUAACUAUUCAUAUAAAAAAGUAUAUUCCCACAUUUUUUUCAUGAAUACAUGACUUUGUAAUAAUACAGGCAAAAGAAAGCCACUCUACGGCGGGCGUUGACCGCUGAUACAAAUCUUUUUUUACAUACAUAUAGUCCUACCUAUGCAAAUGUUUUCUGCCUGCUUCAUUUAUUAUUGCGAUGAUAUAUCCCUAAACUUUUAAGCAAAAUAAACAUAUUGACAAAUGCUUUAUUAAAUGUAUUAAUACCUCAUGAAAAAUAUAAAAAUGACAUAAUUAUUUUGUUUAAAAUUGUCAUCAAUAUUUGCAAAUUAUAUACUUUCCUUGACAAAAAAUAUGUUUUUUAACAUCCUUUUUUAUUGCUUCCUGUUUCUGUUUCCCAAUCUUAAGUGGGUGUAAGGCAUAAAAUAAACUUGUUCAUUACAAGGCUGAAGCAAUCAUAACUUUUUCCAAAAUAAAUUUUACUAAAUAUAACAAUUCUGUUAUGUAUUGUAUAUAUUCCGAUUAGUUUCAAAUUCAUUACCUUCUAUAAAUUUGAUAUCUUAUUGUUAUGAUUAUCUUCAUAAAUCAAUCAAUACUUAUUAAAAAAGUUUGAUUCGUUCAAAACAUUAAACAAAUGCCUAAAAUUGUCCUCAAAUGACAUCAGCCGAAACUAUAGGUUUGUAAAUUUAUUCGUACUCUAUUUUAUGUUGCUAUGUACAAACGUCAUAAUUCCAAGAUGUCAGACAAUGGAAAAAAAGAAUUCAAGAUUCUAGGCAAAAAUAAUACGUACAAUCAACGCAUAUCAUAUACAUGUAAUAUGCAUGGAUUAAUGAAAAGCAUAUGUCCUUCAACUAUUGAGAAUAUGAUUAAGAUAUGAAAAACACUAAUUUGUAAUAGAAAUGUAUGGAAUUGUGUAUACUGUCACGACUCUGACUUUUGUGAAAGUAAAUAUCUUCGGAAGCGGUAGCGAAUCGUGUCAAGAUAAAUUUCUUUUAGUUAAGAAGUGAAAAAUAAACACUUUUUAUAAAUUUUGUCAAACGUAUCAUUUAUUAUUUUCAUCAUAUCACACAUUUAUGAACAUAAUACAUUUAUGUCAAUGAUAACAUUACAUGAGAAAAGUAAGAGUUAUAAGUUAAUAAUUAUGUUAAAAUUCUGCAAGUUUUCUGUUAAAAUUCUGUGAGUUUUCUGUUAAAAUUCUGCAAGUUUUCUGUUAAAAUCCUGCAAAUUUUUCUGUUAUAUUUGUAUGUUUAUAUUUCUUUUUCUUAUGAGGUUGUCAAUUACAAACCAUCAACUUUCAAA
This is a messenger RNA of Dreissena polymorpha, 3343 nucleotides long. RefSeq lists its product as uncharacterized. Gene Ontology annotation, cellular component: nucleoplasm; chromatin. Gene Ontology annotation, biological process: positive regulation of DNA-templated transcription. Gene Ontology annotation, molecular function: ubiquitin-protein transferase activity; zinc ion binding. The coding region runs from base 106 to 1896 and encodes 596 amino acids. The transcript is spliced from 2 exons. The record is from RefSeq and is a predicted model, not a curated record. Lineage: Eukaryota; Metazoa; Mollusca; Bivalvia; Myida; Dreissenidae.